Messenger RNA from Phycomyces blakesleeanus NRRL 1555(-), 1143 nucleotides. RefSeq lists its product as hypothetical. Bases 1 to 1143 code for a protein of 380 amino acids. Gene Ontology annotation, biological process: regulation of nitrogen utilization; negative regulation of transcription by RNA polymerase II; mitochondria-nucleus signaling pathway. The transcript is spliced from 2 exons. Gene Ontology annotation, cellular component: cytoplasm. NCBI's taxonomy places the organism in Eukaryota, Fungi, Mucoromycota, Mucoromycetes, Mucorales, Phycomycetaceae. The record is from RefSeq and is a predicted model, not a curated record.
AUGACAAAUCCUAUGAUAGAAGGCCAUCUUUUGAUGAUGGGAACACACGCACCAAAUGCUUUGUGGGGAGGACAUCUUGAACUGUCUCUGCUUUGGUCAGUAUUCUCAAAAUGUAAAAAGAAUGUACAAGGACUACGUAUCGAAAACAUCUCUUGGCGGUUGUGGUAUCGACAAGCAGUUCUUCGUAGACCAAAGGCACCCCAUCAACCUAUUCCACUCCCAGACAGCCUUCCUUUGCUCACCCGGACGCGCUCUCUUCCAACCUUUCCAUCCCAGCCAACACCAAAUAAUAUCAGCCAUGAUUGGAUUGGCAAACAAGCACAAGCACAAGCAACACCAUCAUCGUCAUCAUCAUCAUCAUCAUCAUUAUCAUCAUUACCGCCACCAUUAUCACUAUCAUUAUCAUUAUCACUAUCAUCAGCACCAGUACCACCAGUGCCGGAAUUAGCAUCACCACAAACAAAAACAAAAACAAAAACACAAGCACAAGCACAAAUACAGACACAAAAAGAAGAUACAGAAGAGUUUGGACAAGGUGCGCCGUCGCCGAUAAGAUCAAAAUUCUACAUUGACCAGUCAGACGAUGUGGAAUCUUUGGACAGCUACAUGACCAGUAGUGACGAAGACGAUGAUUUGUACUAUUAUUACAGCAAUAGCAACAUCAAUAAUGAUCUUAAUAAUAAUAAGAAGAAGGAGGAUGAGGACGAGGAUAAGAAUGAUAAGAACGAAGAUUAUUAUUAUUGGCAAAUGAGUGAGGAUGGUUAUGGUGGUUGUGCAUAUUCUUCGGAGAGCUCUUUGUGCGUAUCCGACCUGCAGCAAACAGAUUACACAUUUGAGAAACAGACGGUCAAGGCUACUGAAUCUAUUUCACUCUUAUCGGCCAUGCUGCAAGAUGAUGAACAGAACUACAAUAACAACAAUAACAACAAUAACAACAACAGUAACAACCACAAUCAAAAUCAAAAUCAUAACCUCCUCCACCUUUACAACCAGCAACAACAACACGACCAUUCCAAGUCUACUGUGAUGGAUACUGCAAUGGGUAAUACAAUGGGACUGCGACGAUGUCAAGCACGAUAUCAACAUUUAUCUGAAUGGUUCAUGGCAAAUCCUACUUCUACUUCUACUUCUACUACUUUAUAG